CUCCAGCCACCAUUUUCCUCCGCUUCUACUCCACCAAGCCAAAAACAAAACGGUGAGCUCCGCACUUUUCACACACUCACACACUUGCUCCUUUGGAUGAAGAGAGUAGGGUUUUAGGAGUAAUUUAUAUCCUCUAAUGACGACGAUUUCGGCUGCUUUAUCUGCUUCGAGAUUACCGGAGAUUAAAUUCUUGUCGCCGGAUGCUUCUAGCCAGCGGCGGCGGCGGCUGCUGCGCUUCGCGGUUUAUAGAAGGCUGAAUUUUGAGUUGGAACGGAGUUUAGGUCGCCGGAGUUGGAGGAUUUUAGCGGCGAAGAGGGAAGAAGGAACGGCUGUGGUGGAGGAGAAAGAGAGUGAAAUUUUAACUCAGUUGAAUGGGAGUUUGAAUGGCAACUCCAGUGGAAGUUGUGGUGGGAUUAGUGGCUUGGAAGUGGAGGAGUAUACGAAUGGAAGUGUGAAUGGGAGUUUAGUUAAGUAUGUGGACGGGAAUGGGAAUGGAGGAGUGGGGCUGAGGAGUAAAGAGGAGCUGGUGGCAGUGAUGGUGGAGGAUGAGGAAGAGAAGAGGAAGAGGAAUAUAGAGGAAAUUGGGCGAGAAGAGGCGUGGUUUAAGCAAAGCGAAGACCAGCAAGUUGAGGUAUCUGUUGCUCCUGGGGGUCGAUGGAGCAGAUUUAAGACAUAUUCAACGAUUCAAAGGACCUUGGAAAUAUGGGGAUUUGUUCUAACUUUUGUAUUCAGGGUUUGGUUGAACAACCAAAAAUUCUCCUACCGAGGUGGGAUGACAGAGGAAAAGAAAGUUCAGAGGCGAAAGGUCCUUGCUAAGUGGCUGAAGGAAAAUAUCUUGAGAUUAGGACCUACAUUUAUCAAAGUUGGCCAGCAGUUCUCGACAAGGGUAGACAUUCUUGCUCAAGAAUAUGUUGACCAAUUGUCAGAACUUCAGGAUCAAGUUCCUCCUUUUCCAUCAGAAACUGCUGUAUCUAUUGUUGAGGAAGAACUUGGAGCUCCAGUGGAUGAUAUGUUCGACCGAUUUGAUCGUGAGCCAAUUGCUGCUGCUAGUCUUGGUCAAGUCCAUCGUGCAAAAGUGAAUGGACAAGAAGUUGUUGUUAAAGUACAAAGGCCUGGACUGAAGGAUCUUUUCGAUAUCGAUCUUAAAAAUCUGAGGGUAAUUGCAGAAUACCUUCAAAAGAUUGAUCCAAAGUCAGAUGGUGCAAAAAGGGACUGGGUUGCCAUCUAUGAUGAGUGUGCAAAUGUUUUGUAUCAGGAAAUUGACUAUACAAAGGAAGCUGCUAAUGCUGAGUUGUUUGCAGCUAACUUUAAGGACAUGGAUUAUGUUAAAGUUCCCAAGAUAUGUUGGGAGUACACCACUCCACAGGUUCUGACGAUGGAAUAUGUCCCAGGGAUAAAAAUAAACAGGAUACAAGCUUUGGACCAGUUGGGUGUUGAUCGCAAAAGGUUGGGUAGAUAUGCCGUCGAAUCUUACCUUGAACAGAUUUUAUCUCAUGGCUUCUUUCACGCCGACCCUCAUCCUGGCAAUAUUGCUGUAGAUGAUGUUAAUGGUGGAAGGUUGAUUUUCUAUGACUUUGGAAUGAUGGGAAGUAUAAGCCCAAAUAUCAGAGAAGGCUUGUUGGAUGUAUUUUAUGGAGUUUAUGAGAAGGAUGCGGACAAGGUCCUUCAAGCAAUGAUUCAGAUGGGUGUUCUUGUGCCUACUGGAGACGUGACUGCUGUUAGACGAACUGCACAGUUCUUCCUUAACAGCUUUGAAGAACGCCUUGCUGCACAGAGAAGAGAACGGGAAAUGGCUGCAACAGAACUUGGAUUUAAAAAGCCAUUGAGCAAGGAGGAGAAAAUAGAGAAGAAGAAGCAACGUUUAGCUGCAAUAGGGGAAGAUUUAUUAGCCAUUGCAGCUGAUCAACCCUUUAGAUUUCCUGCCACAUUCACUUUUGUUGUCAGAGCAUUUUCAGUGUUGGAUGGAAUAGGGAAAGGCCUUGAUCCUCGAUUUGAUAUCACUGAGAUAGCCAAACCCUAUGCUCUGGAGUUGCUGAGGUUUCGUGAAGCUGGUGUUGAAGUUAUCUUGAAGGACUUCAGAAAGAGGUGGGAUAGACAAUCCCGUGCAUUCUACAACUUAUUUAGGCAGGCUGAUAGAGUUGAAAAGCUGGCUGAAAUCAUUCAGCGACUGGAGCAAGGAGAUUUGAAGCUUCGUGUCAGGGCUUUGGAAUCUGAGAGAGCUUUCCAAAGAAUUGCUGCUGUCCAGAAGACAAUAGGAAGUGCAGUUGCUGCUGGAAGCUUAAUCAACCUUGCAACAAUUCUGUAUAUCAAUUCUAUCACUAUGCCCGCAUCCAUAGCAUAUGCCAUCUGUGCAUUUUUUGGCUUGCAAGUUCUUAUUGGGGUUGUGAAAGUGAAGAAAUUAGAUCAGCGAGAGAGGUUGAUAACUGGAACUGCCUAGACCUUGAUUCAAAGUGAGUUCAUCAAUAGGGAGACGUCAUUUCUGAUGAAAGCAACUUCCUCCCAUCCUGCAAAACCUGAAGAAGUGCAGAACUGGUAAAAUCUAUUAAGAAUUACCAUCACGAUAUUACGGAAGGAGCUGCUUGGUCGUCCUGGUGGUUGAGGUCCAGGGGCAUCCUGCUGGUAAAGGCUUGAGGUCCAGGGUCAUCCUACUAACAAGGAUCGAGGUCCAGGCAAGUUAACGUGAAGACAAUGAGCUUUACACAUUUAGUCAAAGUUGUUUUUUAUGAUAGCUGAAGGCACUUGGCUGAGUUUUCAAACUUCUCAACAAGAAUGUCUCCUUAAGCUCGUUUGUGGCAGGCUAUAAUAACUCUGCUGUCUGACUUCUUGGAGCCCUUGUGUAUAGAUGUAUGUAACUUUGUAGAUUUUUUACAUCAAAAUUGUUAGACCAUUGUAUAGCAUGUGUAAUGCAUAUAGCAAUUCUUGUAACUACAACCUCCUCUUAGGAAGUUUUGAUCCAAUUGUACCCUGUAAUGCCAUAGACUAAAAAAUGUCAUUCUUUAGAUGACAGAGAUUUUUAAGAACUUCAGUUUAUGCCAUUCAAGUCAGAUAUAUAAUGCUUGUGUUUCUA
This is a messenger RNA of Coffea arabica (coffee), 3067 nucleotides long. Its product is annotated as protein ACTIVITY OF BC1 COMPLEX KINASE 8, chloroplastic. Gene Ontology annotation, biological process: regulation of response to reactive oxygen species. NCBI's taxonomy places the organism in Eukaryota, Viridiplantae, Streptophyta, Magnoliopsida, Gentianales, Rubiaceae. The record is from RefSeq and is a predicted model, not a curated record.